GCUCUGAAGCUGCAUGUGUCUCGGCGGUCAGUCAGAGUCUCAAUCGGUCGGCGUGGGUGCUGCUGCAGCUUUAACCGCAGCGGCCGCGAAGUCUGUGAACGGGGUCGAGCCUUCAGGACGUUACAUUUAAACGAGUGGGUACAUAUACAUUCCUGGAAUGAAAGUCUACACUAGAAUUUCUUCCAAUCCAUCAAACUGCUUUAAUAGGAAGGGAAAAAUUCUAUGACAAACAGGAUCCAAGCCCAAUCAACUGCCUCACAUGCAUUUGUGGACCCGCCCAUUAUCCAGACUGUCUCCAUUAAAGCUGCUGACGCCAGACAUGGUAACAUAGUGGGGUUGGAUAUGGAGGAGAAACUGCAAAGCUCACUUUUCUCCUUUGCUCUGAAUGGUUUUAUACACAGACAAAGACUACAAACUUAAAGCGAAGGAGUGAAUGUAAAUGCACUGAGAUUGGACUCCACUCUGCCUUUUUAAUCUUAAGAACUGCCUGAUCUCCCUUGUUUGUUUAUUUGCUUGCAUCUGGGCGGAGGUGGGGGGGUCAUCCCCAUGAUGCUGUGUGUGGCCCGCGUGCGACGUCUCCUUCGUCAGCUCACUCUCCAGACCAGCCUCUUCCUGCUCUUCCUCCUGUGCAUGCUCAGCGUCUUUGUCUCCGCCUAUUUCCUGUACACUGUCAAGCGUGAGCUCGAACCUUCCGCCGGAGGUGGGCCAGGGAACUGUGAUGAUGAUUAUGUCAUCCCAUCCAGGAUCCUCCCAUUUCGAGAGGAAGUGGGCGGAGCACCGGCAGCGGACGGAACCAGAACGGAACCGGUGGUUCUGGUGUUUGUGGAGAGCCAGUACUCCCAGCUCGGCCAGGAGAUUGUGGCGGUUCUGGAGUCGGCCCGAUUCCGCUAUCAGACGGAGAUUUCUCCUGGUAAGGGAGACAUGCCCACAUUGACAGAUCGGGACCGAGGACGCUUUGCUCUGGUCGUGUACGAGAACAUCCUGAAGUAUGUGAACAUGGACGCCUGGAACAGAGAGCUGCUGGAUAAAUACUGUGUGGAGUACGGAGUGGGAAUCAUCGGAUUCUUUAAGGCAAAUGAGAACAGUCUGCUCAGUGCUCAGCUGAAAGGUUUCCCGCUGUUCCUGCACUCUAACCUGGGUCUGAAGGACUGCACAGUGAACCCCAAGUCACCUUUACUGCACAUCACUCGCGGCCAGGAGGUGGUGAGAGGUCCCCUGCCUGGUGAUGACUGGACAGUCUUCCAGUCUAAUCACUCCACGUAUGAGCCUGUACUGCUGGCUAAGACCCAGUCAGCAGAGAGCGUGGGGCUGCGUGCUGUUCUUCACACCUCUGUGGUGCAGGACCUGGGUCUCCAUGACGGUAUCCAACGCGUCCUCUUCGGCCAUAACCUGGCCUUCUGGCUUCACAAGCUGGUGUUUGUGGAUGCUGUGGCCUUCCUAACAGCCAAGAGGCUAUCCUUGUCCCUGGACAGAUACGUGCUGGUGGACAUCGACGACAUCUUUGUGGGAAAAGAGGGCACACGGAUGAAGGUGUCUGAUGUGAAGGCGUUGUUGGAGACGCAGAACGAGCUGCGGACGUCGAUCCCAAACUUCACUUUUAACCUCGGAUUCUCAGGGAAGUUCUACCACGCAGGUACUGAUGAGGAGGAUCUGGGUGAUGACCUGUUGUUGUCUUAUGUUAAUGAGUUCUGGUGGUUUCCACACAUGUGGAGUCACAUGCAGCCACACCGCUUUCAUAACCAGAGCGUGUUAGCAGAGCAGAUGCUUCUCAACAGACACUUUGCUGAGGAACACUCUAUCCCGACUAACCUGGGUUAUGCAGUGGCACCUCACCACUCUGGUGUAUAUCCUGUGCAUGAGCAGCUGUAUGACGCGUGGAAGAAAGUGUGGGGAAUCAGAGUGACCAGCACAGAGGAGUACCCUCACCUCAAACCGGCCCGCUACCGCCGCGGCUUCAUCCACAGCGGCAUCAGCGUGCUGCCCAGGCAAACAUGUGGUCUUUUCACUCACACUAUCUUCUACAAGGAUUACCCUGGAGGCCCUCAGGAGCUGGACAAGCUCAUCGACGGAGGGGAGCUCUUCCUCACUGUACUUCUCAACCCAAUCAGCAUCUUUAUGACUCACAUGUCUAAUUACGGAAAUGACCGUUUGGGGCUGUACACUUUUAAGAAGCUGCUGCAUUUCGUGCAGACAUGGACUCACCUAAGGCUGCAGACGCUGCCCCCACUCCAGCUCGCUCACAAAUACUUCAGUCUCUUCCCCUCUGACAGAGAGCCAGUCUGGCAGAACCCCUGUGAGGAUAAGCGACACAAGGAUAUCUGGUCUAAGGAGAAAACGUGUGAUCGCUUCCCCAAGCUGCUUGUAAUUGGGCCACAGAAAACAGGGACAACAGCCCUGUAUCUAUUCCUGGGCAUGCACCCUGACCUCAUCAGCAACUACCCCAGCAAAGAGACAUUUGAGGAGAUUCAGUUUUUCAACGGGCACAACUACCACCGGGGAAUAGACUGGUAUAUGGAGUAUUUCCCUCUCCCCUCCAACACCAGCUCAGAUUACUACUUUGAGAAGAGUGCUAGCUACUUUGACUCUGAAGUAGCAGCAGCCAGAGCAGCAGCCCUGCUCCCGAAAGCUAAAAUCGUCACAGUCCUCAUCAACCCUGCUGAGAGAGCCUACGCAUGGUACCAGCACCAGAGAGCUCAUGAUGACCCAGUGGCUCUGAAAUACUCUUUCCAUGACGUCAUCACCGCAUCCCACAGUUCUCCUGUGAAGCUGCGUAUCCUACAGAGCCGAUGUCUGGCGCCGGGUUGGUACGCGGUCCACCUGGAACGAUGGCUCACACACUACCACUCUAGUCAGAUCAUGGUUGUGGAUGGGCAGAUGCUGAAAACUGAACCAGCAUCAGUCAUGGAUAAGGUGCAGAAGUUUCUGGGACUUGUGAACGCCAUCAACUAUCACAAGAUCCUGGCGUUUGAUCCUAAAAAAGGUUUUUGGUGUCAGCUCCUGGAGGGAGGGAAGACGAAGUGUCUGAGGAAGAGCAAAGGAAAGAGAUACUCAGAUAUGGACUCAGAGUCGCAGGUCUUUCUGAGAGAGUACUACAGGGAUCAUAACAUUGAGCUGUCCAAGCUUUUGUAUAGGAUGGGACAGCCUCUGCCCAGUUGGCUCAAAGAUGAGCUCCUCAAUAGCAGGUAGCACUGAACCUCGUACCUCCCCGUGUCUGACACUGGUACAGUCAUCAGCACCACUCAUCUGCCUCAAGUGGAAUAAACCAUUCAUGUCAUUAGGGGUCAGGAAUUCCAUUGAAAUGAAAUGGAAGCUUGCCUUCUUGAAUUGACUCUUGGAAUGUGACGUGGUAAUUGACUAAAGGAAAUAAACAGCCUCCCCCAUGGGGUAGAAAGGUACAUGACCCAUUUGGGCAAAAAGUGGUAGAUCCUUCUGUUUCAUCCUAAUGGAUUGGAGUAUAUUGGGCUUGCUAUGGUGUCUAGCAUUGACAUUUCGCAUGUCAUCUUGAUGAGACGAAGAUAAGGAUGCAACGGAUUCCUUCACUACGUUGAUUGCGGAUGGGAAAGAAAUGUCCAAGAACAUGAACUUUUUUUUAUGAGCUAUUGAGUUGAAGGAUAUAUACAUUGGCCAUGAGGAGAUGGAUGAACUGCUGUUUAAUCAUCUCUGGUCUUUUGGGUUUAAUAUGAACAGAUGAGGCCAGAUGAGCAUAAGUGUGUUAGUUUUAAAAGUGCCAGUCAUAGAAGGACACACUGAGGUUUUUGUAGGAUGUAACUGUGUUGUGUUCUUUAUCAAAUGAACCGGUUACACAGCCCUUACUCAGCAUGGUACUCAGGCAGUGAAGUUGCCGUCAACACUAAAAAUGAAUGUAUCAUAAUGUAAUACAAAGCCUGCCAGUUACUGAUUUUAUAAGUAUUUAUGAGCUAGUAUUUCCUCCCACCUAAUUCCGUCCAUCCUUGCUACAGUGGAGUAACCUGAUCACCCAGUACUGUCUUCUGAUCUGAGUGUUUGAGUUGAGUGGUCAACAUCUACAAUUUUCUUUAAGGCAGCGUCCUGUUCUUGUGUGAUGGUUCUGAGAAUGGAGCCCAGUAGGGGUAAAAUUGCAUCACGAUGUAGUAAUGUGUUUUUACACCAGGGCAGGCAUUAAAUGUGAGAGACUUUCAUUUCUCUACCCAGCACAAAUGUCAGCGUGCUGGGACUGCCAUCCUCAGAGCCUUUCAUCCACUAACACUACAAGACUGCAGGUGUGGUAGAUAUUGGCCUAGGCCGACGUAGGAUACAUAGGAUAUGCCUUCCUGUAUUAACCCAUAAUUCUCAUUACUUGUGCACUGUGAUAAGCAAAAAUCUUCAUUCAGAGAAAAAGGAAAACAAGUUUUCAAAUGGUACUGAUAGUGUGGGAAUGUGGUAUUUGUUUACUCUACAGACUUCUGUCAGUUUUAAAUAGUUUUACAGUGAAAUAAAUUAAUUUUAAGUGCCAUAACUACAGCUUCAGAUCCUGGUUGAAUGUGGAGGUUUGGGGAGACAUAUUUUUAAUUUUUAUCUGUACUUUGUUUUAUAUCAUUUUUAACUUUUUGUUGAUUGUAUUUUUUUUUUUCACAUACAGGUAUAAAACUUGCUGAUUAUCAUGGUUGGGGGAAAAAAUGGCAUCAGACAGAUGGAUGCAUACUGCCAAAUGAGCUUGAACAUAUUUGUUUAAGACAUGCAACACUACAACUUCCCUCCUUUUUCCCAUUAGAAGAAAUAACUCUGUAUAUUUUCAAAAUAGAAGCUUUAUAACUCAACGUUAAUGUACAUAAAUUUUUUAUGUUUCUGCAAAAUUAAGUCUUUCGAGAUAUAAACAAAGUUAUUCAGAGUGGUUUGAUGUGAAAUGCGCCAGUCUGUAGAAACUAACCAAUCGUGAUUUCUUUACAGUGGUGGUGAUAGGAACCAGGGGGCGCAAUGUCUACAUCGCAAAUAUAUCAUUUUAUUUCAUACACAAAAUAACACAUUCUGAGUUUUUGUAUGUAAUGUUGAUGAUGGUAACAUAGUGGUAAAUCUGUAUAAAUAAGUUUUCUUUGGGGACUAUUUUGACGUUCAGUGGCCUGCAUGUACCUAUCCACCAUGAAUGGAUAAGGUCACAACCUUUGGCUCAAAACUAUCAUAAAGCAAUACAUCAGGCAGUGUAUUUAUAGGCAUUUCAUGUAAUAACUUUCUGUGGAGGAAGCUUUUAGAGGCAUUAAACUCUUCAGACAUCUGGUUCCCAUCACUUCCUCUGUAAACAGUUCUGACUCAGUAAGUUUCUCUAGAGUGGUACGUUUCACAUCAAAUAACUCUGACUCUGUUUACGUCUUAACGAUUUAAUCAUGCAAACAUUUUAAAUUCCCCUCAAUGCAAUAAGAUUUAAUGUAAUAAAUAUCCCAAUAAGUAAUUGGGAAACAAAUGGAGAAAUGGAAGGUUUUUAUAUAACAGCAACAUAAAAUAAGAAUGUGCUGCUUUUUCUGGAGCAGAUGCUUCUAACUAAAGACAAAUCACUCCUUUGGCAUCAAUUAGAAGGCAACCCUCUAAUGCAGUGGAGGGCUUCUGUGAGCCUCAGUAUGAAAUACUGUAAACGUUUUAAAUGGCUCUUUGUUUUCUCUGUGAUCCUGUUUUGCAGCUCUCAUCCAUGAGCAGUGGAAUUAAGAAUGUCCUCAUUUUACUCUGAGUUUCCAGAAUGAGUCUGGUUUUAAUUGGAUACUAAAGUUGGCACAUUAGAAAAUGGUAAUCUUUAAAAUGUUCAUUUUUGGUGUAUAAUUGCAUGAGUGUUGGAUUUAAAGUUUCUCAUACGAUUUGCCUUCUUUAGUCUAGUCAGGGAAUAUCUACAAUGUGUUUCCCCCUCUGUGCCUGUUUUUAUUAUUUACCCAAUUCAUGCCUGUUUUAUUCUGGAUAACAGAUCAACAAUACUUAUGAGAUAAAACCAUUGUAAAUGUUAGUGGGGCUGUAUAAGGACACUUUACUCCCCUGCUAUAUUCUUUGUGUUAUUAUGCUUUUGGGAAACAGAUGUUGCAUAUGAAUGACCAAUCGUCAAUGGUCAAGAAAGCACAACUUUUUACAGUGUAAAUAUGAAUCUAAUAAUCUAUAAGGUUUCAUGGUUGAAUGAGGAGAGUGGAAAUUAUUGGAUAUGGAAUGUUAACACCUAACCCACAUGAUCUUUCAGGUUAAGAGUGACUAAAUUGCAGGCUUAGAUGAUAAUAUAAUGUUUCCUUUUUGUUUUAAUAUUUGCCUGUUUUUAUUUUUUUAUUUGUAUUUAUUUUUAAAUUUUUUUGUUUUACAUAUUUUCCUCAGUCUGAUAUCAUUUUGAAUACUGUUAAGUGCAUCUGAACUUUAAAAGCCUGGGCACUGAGGCCUGGCUGUGGUGCCACUACAGCUGCAGUUUAACAGAGAGUGUAAUAAAUAGGGUGCAAUAAUCACUA
This is a messenger RNA of Colossoma macropomum (tambaqui), 6422 nucleotides long. RefSeq names its product N-deacetylase/N-sulfotransferase (heparan glucosaminyl) 1a (gene ndst1a). Lineage: Eukaryota; Metazoa; Chordata; Actinopteri; Characiformes; Serrasalmidae. Gene Ontology annotation, molecular function: deacetylase activity; heparan sulfate N-sulfotransferase activity. The record is from RefSeq and is a predicted model, not a curated record. Gene Ontology annotation, cellular component: Golgi apparatus. The coding region runs from base 547 to 3186 and encodes 879 amino acids. The transcript is spliced from 16 exons.